Messenger RNA from Fusarium verticillioides 7600, 1192 nucleotides. RefSeq lists its product as hypothetical. The record is from RefSeq and is a predicted model, not a curated record. The transcript is spliced from 2 exons. The coding region runs from base 39 to 986 and encodes 315 amino acids. NCBI's taxonomy places the organism in Eukaryota, Fungi, Ascomycota, Sordariomycetes, Hypocreales, Nectriaceae.
UGUGAGUUCAUUGCUGAAAGCUCUUCUCAUCUGUCGCCAUGUCAUCGCGCUCGACCGCCAUUAUCUCACACGGAGAGAUUGAUGCAAAUGCUCGUGAAACGUAUGGCAAAACUGGACAUGUGUUGCUCCGAAUCGGAAAUGGUGGUGCAGGUGCUACUGGCUUGAUCAAAGAACUUGCCCAAGACUACCUGGAGUCUCGAAGCAACCGUGGUUUGAUUGAGUGGAUGUGCAACCACUCCCGCAACACGCAGCUAGCGCUACUGAAAGGGUCCAUUGACUUUGCCUUGACUUAUGAACGUGACCAGGAAGCUUUAGCUCAGGCUGAAGGAUGGUCAUACACAGCUGGAUGCGUAUUCCACGACCACUUUUGCCUAGCAGGACCCCUUACAGACCCUGCGGGACUGGCAUCCGCAGAUUCAUUACCUGAUGCUUUUGAGAAGAUCGCUGCCUCGGGCAGCCUGUUCCACAGUCGUGUCGACCAUUCUGCAACUAUGUGGAAAGAACGCGAAAUCUGGUCCUUGACUGGCCGGGAGCCAUGGGAUGACCAAGCGUCAACAUCAUCCUGGUACAAGAGAAGCAUUCUAUCGCCACCAGAGGCUCUUAAAGGGGCUGAUGCAGCUGGUGCCUACUUCCUGACUGAUCGGUCAACAGUCUUGCGGCAGACUGGACUUGGCACCAUUUCCAAUUCUACCAUCUUCUUCGAGCCAACUCACUCAAAGGAUGUUUUGAUGAACAGUUGCUAUGCUUCAUUUUCACCAGAUAUGGUAGAGGCGGAUACCCCCGCGGCACGCCAAGUACGCGGUUUUUUCUUGUACCUUGUGUCGCCCCGAGGCCAGGCGGUGAUUCGUGACUAUGGCAUCGCACAAACAGGAUUGCCCCUGUUCGCUCCUGUCGAAGAUGGUGUCGCAGUGACGCGUUUGCGCGGAGGACGCCCAAUUGGCGGCAAGUGGGUAAAGGACACCGAGUUAUUCAAGGCAAGAUUGUAAAUGUAGAGAGGUCAUCCUAAUGGAGGUAUCUAUAUGUUGGGGUACCCCAUAACGUCCCACUUCCCCUCACCUUUACAGUGACAACUUCGCCCGGGAUGAGAUCUACACAGUUGUCCUCCAAAGAAACACCGGAUACCUCUUUAAAGACCAACCCUUUAGUGGGUUUGCUGGCUGUGAGUUGAUAACCAUCUGGACCGACUUGAACC